Messenger RNA from Paramecium octaurelia, 1272 nucleotides. The record is from the annotation of a GenBank genome assembly. Lineage: Eukaryota; Ciliophora; Oligohymenophorea; Peniculida; Parameciidae.
GAAAAGAGUAAAAGUCAAUCCUUAGUAGAAUAUGUUCACUAUUAGUAUUAGUAGCUAGUUUUAGCUAUUUUAUCUAUGUGAUAAAUGAAUGAUGGAGUUCCAAAAUCCUACCAAAUUCAACCAAUCUCAUGAAAGUAUAGAACUACUCUCAAAUUUUGUAUCAUCAAGAUGCCUUAUUUGAAUUUUGUUAUUGGAAGUAUAGCAAUCACUAGGUAGAUCCAUUCAGAUUGUAACGUAACAUAUUAACUCCUAUUGGAAUCUAUUUUAUUAAUGGUAUUCCAUAAUAACCAUUUUCUCUCUUAACUUAGUCACAAACAGUUUCCCCCAAUAAUACUAGUCUUUUAAAAGUAGACAAUCUAUCCUUAGAUCAAAAUAGUGGGUUUGAUAAUGAUUUGAAUGAUACAACAGAACUUAUGAUAGUAAUCGCCUCUUGCAAUGAAACUCUAUUUAAUAUUGGAUUUGAAAAAUCUGGUAUAUUGCAAUAACCAUGCAUCAAAUCUAUAGUAUGAUCCAUAUUCAUAAAAGUUCUAGGUAGUGAAGAAAUAAUAUUAUUUAACCUUUGAUUCUUGGAUCUCUCAUUAGGGUUAAUUGAUAUUGACUUAAACCUUAUCUACUAUAGAUACUGGCAUUUUAUUCACUAAUUCUGAGUCAAAAAGCUUCAUCUACAAUGCCUAGUUGAUAACAAACGCAACAACUAAUCAAUUUUGGUCUACUUUAUUAGUUAAGAAUUCAUAUCUUAAUUUAUUUAUUCGACUUGAUUCGAUGUCAUUUGAUACUUAGAUUGUUUAUUCAAAAUUAGGUGAAAUACUACUAGCCUAAGUUGGAUUAAUAAUGAGUAUAUUAAUGGUUUUGAGUUUUACUUCUUGGAUUACAUAGACUUGAAAAAGUCUAAAGAUAAGGAAGACCUAAAGAUAUGUAAAGAAUUGGUAGCAUAAGCAAAAAAGAAACUAGUAUACACUAACAUCAUCUAUGAAUUGUCUAGAAUUUAAUUGUUUCUAAAAAGUCAUUUCGGAAGGAAUCAGCUUUUUCAUACACAUUUAUUUGGAAUAUAGGAAAAGAAGAAAUAAAACAUAGUAAUCGUGGGUAAGUGUUUGAUAAUUCAAUUACUAUGAUUGAGGUUGAUGCAAAUAGAGAAUAAAUUGAAUGGCAUUUUAGUAAAGAAGACUUCAAUUUUUAAGUAGAGGUAAAGUAAAUAUGUUCAAGAAUAAAGAAGACUUAGCGAGAGUAUGUUAAGAUGUGGGUAGUGCUUCAUUUUAAUCCAUUUAAUUAUGA